Molecule: messenger RNA, 3836 nt
Organism: Sciurus carolinensis (gray squirrel)
Lineage: Eukaryota; Metazoa; Chordata; Mammalia; Rodentia; Sciuridae
Product: zinc finger protein 160-like
Exons: 6
Coding region: 277-2574 (765 amino acids)
Biological process (GO): regulation of DNA-templated transcription
Source: RefSeq, a predicted model, not a curated record
CGCGGAGUGAAGGUCACAGUGCGGCUCGUGAGUUCCCUCGCUCUAGAUUCUGUGCGCCUCACGGUCCCCGCCGAGUGUCAGCCCUGCAGGUCUUCCCUCCACAGUCACCCCGCGCUGUGCAGAAGGCGACUGGGCCUGGAUGGUGACUUUUAGGAUGUUCAUGGCCCAGAUUCCACCCCAGGGGACUGUGUGCUCCUUUGGAGGAUUGACUUCUAGAGACUCACAUUACCUGAGGAAGCAGCCCUGAAGAGGAGGAAAAAAGAAGAGGAGUUAGGAAUGGCUGUCACUGAGGGACAGUUGGCAUUCCAGGAUGUGGCCAUCGAAUUCUCCCAGGAGGAGUGGAAGUGCCUGGUUCCUGCCCAGAGGGUGCUGUACAGGGAGGUGAUGCUGGAGACUUACAGGAACCUGGUCUCCCUGGGGAUCUUCCUUCCUGACCUUGGUAUUAUUUCCAUGUUAGAGCAAGGGAAAGAGCCCUGGACUUUGAAGAAUGAAGUGACAGUAGCAAGACAUCCUAGUGGAUGGGACUGUGUCAAAGGUAUGAACACAGAUCUCUCUCCUAAACGCGUAAUUAAAAAAUCACCUUCAAAAAUAAACACCAGCAUAGAGGAGAUAUUCCAGACAGCCAUGCUGGGAAGACAUGAACACCAUGACACGGAAGACUUUUGCUUCAGGGAUGUCCAGAAAAAUGCUUGUGACUUUCAGUUUCAGUGGAAAGAUGGUAAAGGAGAUUGUAAGGGAAUGCCCAUGAUCCAUAAAGGAAGUCACGUGGGUAGAAGAGAUGGUGGCGGUGGACGGGGUGCAGGGAACAAACUUGAGAGUGAUUGGCUUGGGUUGAGCUUUCAGUCAGGUCUGUCUGAACCGCAGCUAUUUCAGUCUGAAGGGAAAACCGAGUGUGGUGAAGCGGAGAAGUCUGUGAACGGUGGUUCCUGGGUUCCACCGCCUCGAAGCAUUCCUUCCAGUGUCAGAACACACGUUUCUCAUGGAUAUGGGGAUGACUUUAUUUAUUCUUCAUUGCUCACACCAAGGCACAAAGCACACACUAGGGACAAACCUUACAGAUGCCAUGAGUGUGGCAAGGUCUUCAGUUACACAUCGUCUCUUGCACAUCAUCGCAGAAUCCACACUGGAGAGAAACUGUACAAGUGCACUGAGUGUGGCAAGGCUUUCUUCAGGCGCUCCUAUCUCUUGGUACAUGAGAGACAUCACACGGGAGCAAAACCUUACAAGUGCAAUGAGUGUGGCAAGGUCUUCACUCAGAACUCACACCUAACAAGUCAUCGCAGAACUCACACGGGAGAGAAGCCGUACAAGUGUGCCGAGUGCGGCAAGGCCUUCAGUGUGCGCUCUAAUCUAACCAACCAUCAGGUGAUCCACACUGGAGAGAAGCCAUACAAGUGCAAUGAGUGUGGCAAGGUCUUCAGCCAGACCUCGAGUCUCGCAAUUCACCGGAGAACUCACACUGGGGAGAAACCGUACCGGUGUAAUGAGUGUGGCAAGGUCUUCAGCUCACACUCAAACCUCAACACCCACCAGGUCAUCCACACUGGAGAAAAGCCCUACAAGUGUUCUGAGUGUGGCAAGGUCUUCACCCAGAACUCACACCUGGCCAACCACUGGAGGACUCACACGGGGGAGAAGCCGUACAAGUGUGCUGAGUGUGGCAAGGCCUUCAGCGUGUACUCGAGCCUGACUACCCACCAGGCAAUACACACGGGGGAGAAGCCAUACAAGUGCAACGAGUGUGGCAAGGUCUUCACCCAGAACUCACACCUGGCAAGUCACCGAGGAGUUCAUAGCGGAGAGAAGCCGUACAAGUGUGAUGAGUGUGGCAAGGUCUUCAGCCAGACCUCGAACCUCGCCAGGCACUGGAGGGUGCACACUGGGGAGAAGCCCUACAGCUGUGCGGAGUGCGGCAAGGCCUUCAGCGUGCGCUCCAGCCUGACGUCCCAUCAGGUGACCCACACUGGAGAGAAGCCGUACAAGUGCAACGAGUGUGGCAAGGUCUUCAGCCAGACCUCGAGCCUCGCAAUUCAUCAGAGGAUUCACACCGGGGAGAAACCGUACCGGUGUAACGAGUGUGGCAAGGCCUUUAACUCACACUCAAACCUCAACACCCACCAGGUCAUCCACACUGGAGAAAAGCCCUACAAGUGUUCUGAGUGUGGCAAGGUCUUCACCCAGAACUCACACCUGGCCAACCAUCGUAGAACUCACACGGGAGAGAAGCCGUACAAGUGUGCUGAGUGUGGCAAGGCCUUCAGCGUGUACUCGAGCCUGACUACCCACCAGGCAAUACACACGGGGGAGAAGCCAUACAAGUGCAACGAGUGUGGCAAGGUCUUCACCCAGAACUCACACCUGGCAAGUCACCGAAGGACUCACACUGGAGAGAAGCCGUACAAGUGUGAUAAGUGUGGCAAGGCCUUUAGUGUGCGCUCGAGCCUGACUACCCACCAGGCAGUCCACACAGGAGAGAAGCCGUACACCUGUAAUGAGUGUGGCAAGGUCUUCAGUCGGAGCUCCAACCUUGCAAGUCAUCGAAGAACUCACUCUGGACUCAAGGCUUACAAAUGAGUGUAGCAAGGUCUUCCUGCAUAGUCCAUUCCUUGCAUGACAUCUUUGCAUUCAUUCUUAAGAGACUUUGUAAAUGCAGCAACUGUGUAGGGCCAUCAGGAGUUGACCCAUGGCUGGGGCAUGGGGGAAGAGCACUUGCCUUGCAUGUGCCAGGCCCUGGGGUCCAUCCCCCAGCACGGACAGUAGUGCAAGCACUGGUAGACCUCAGAGCAUAUAGAAAAAGUCUUCUCAAUAUAAUGCGCACAGCAGAGGCUUCAGUCCAACCUCACAGCUCACUGGACAGCAGAAAUAUGUCCUUGAUGGAACCAUACAAGUGGAAUGUCCUUACAGGGGCUGUUACCUAAUGACCGGACCUGCCGAUGAGGGUUUCUGUGAAGAAGAUCUCUACUUCUUCAUAAUUAACCCUGGUCACUACAUUUUGUGGAGUACUUCCAAGUCAAAAUACUUUUAAGACUCAUGUGAAAGCUGCAAGGACUUUUGGAAAGCAACUAAUUACCUUCAGGUCAAGAAUUACUUUAUUCAGUCAUUCGAGGUUUCUUGAGGAGGGACCUUUGCUAUAUGUAAUGUUCACCCUGAGCUUUGAAACCUGUCUCACAUUGGGCCUGCCUUACAGGUCUUUCACUGUGGUCUCUGGGAAAGAAGUAUAGGAUGAAAGGGCUUACUGCAUUGUGAGUAUCAUUUUCUAUUCACUUUUUGGGAAGAUGAACUCUGCAAUUGAAAUUAAAUAUUGUCUAAAUUAGCACUUGGAAGAGGCAGAGAAUAGUGACUUUAAGUGAAUACAAGUCACACUUCCUGUGUGCUGGGGGAACUUCUGUAGUUUAUAGGAAAAAUCAUUCCACCAACUGUGAAAUAAAACAGACCAAGAAUGUGCCAUCCUGUGGCUCAUAUUGGAUGAGUCACAAGGCUUAUAGGGACAUAUUGAGGUAGAAAGAAUCCAAGAGAAUGGUAACCACAUUCUUCAUUGAAUGACAGCAGUUCUCAUUUAGCAGAGACUGAAGAAUAAUUACUCUUAUUUUUGAAAUUGAAAGAAUAGUCAUUAGAGUGGAGAAUUUAAAGAACCAGAAUGGGGGCUAGGGGGUGGCUCAGUGGUAGAGCACUUGCCUAGCUUGUGUAAGACCCUGGUUUCUAUCCCCAGCUCCACAAAAAAGAAAACAUAGGAUUUCCUUCAGGAUGAUUAACUGCUGGCCUUACAUUUUGCCACUACUUUCCUAGAAUGUAUCAUUGAUCUGAUGUUUUAAUUAAAAUAUAAUCUUUUCAUUACU